Messenger RNA from Lottia gigantea (owl limpet), 1323 nucleotides. RefSeq lists its product as hypothetical. Lineage: Eukaryota; Metazoa; Mollusca; Gastropoda; Lottiidae. The coding region runs from base 1 to 1323 and encodes 440 amino acids. The record is from RefSeq and is a predicted model, not a curated record. The transcript has a single exon. Gene Ontology annotation, molecular function: ATP binding; metal ion binding.
AUGAAACGAAUACAGAUUUUAUUUUUGUUGAGGACAGAAGAACAAACCAAAGCUUACAGAAAACAUUGUAGAAACACCAAAUAUGAGUUCCAUCAUCUGAUGAAAGAAGGAGAGUCGUUACCAGCGUGGUUUCUGAAUGUGGACACUAUAGAGGACUUAGAUUUCGAUAUAGUGGGUUAUAUAGAAAAGUCCAUAAAAUACGUCAAGGAUCAGAAUAUUGAUUUGGUGAUAGGGAAUUGUGAUCUGGGACAAAUGAUAGCUGGAAUCGUCCGAGAAAAAACUGGUCUACCAGGAUGUAAGAUAGAGUCGAGUUUUAUUUGUUACCACAAAUAUUACACCAAAAUAUUCUCCAAGUUAGAUUUUAAAUUCUGGUAUUUUGCUGCUGAUCUUGAUAAUGAGGAUUGGAAAGUAAAAAUAAAAUAUCCUGCUUACGUCAAGCCACCAUAUUUUGCUGGUGGUUACGGACAAUUUGUGGUAAGAAACGAGAAGGAGAUGAUUCAAGCUAUUUCUAAAAUUAAAAAAUCUUCAAAUCCAGUCCAGGAUAUGUUCAAAUCGAUGUUUCUAAAACAUCUAGAUAUUAAGAAGUUUCCUUUUAGCAUGAAAAACAUUGUGAUAGUCGAAGAAUUUGUUGAAGAUAGCAAAAUGAUUGCGACUGAAGGGUAUGUAGACCAAGAUGGUGCCUUUCAUCUAUGGGGACACUUUGACGGUUUGAGUUUUUCUAAACCAGUUCCUUGUGAUUUUCUGCGUUAUACUCCGUCAACCACUACGUCAGACGUUCUAUGCGAUGUUGAAAAAUUGGUUCAAAAAUUUUGUUCUAAUUUAAAUCUAAAAUCUGUGUUUUUUAAUGUCGAUCUUUGGGUGACAACUGACCCAGAAACAGGGAAAGUCGACAUCGAACUUAUCGAGAUCAACAAAAGAAUUUCCCAGGCCCUUUCUAAUCUGUAUGAUUUCAUGAAACAACCAAGCAGUUUCCAGGCAGCGUUAUCGGUGGCCCUGGGACAAGAAAAAGAAAUCAAGCAUCCGAUUUUAAAGCCCCAAGAGGAAACCUUUGGAAGUUUUAUGAUAAAAACUUGUGUUUCCGGUCCAGCGACAGACAUCUUUGAUUUUUCCCAGAUUCCCCUUCUGAAAAAAGAGCAUGGUGGAAAGUUUUCUGUAUAUUUAUAUAUUGAUGAAGGAGAUUACGUGAAACAGGAUUAUAAUAAAUAUGGUAGGACAAUUUGUCGCUGUCAUCUGGUAGCUGAAUCUUGUGAGGAGUUGAAACAACAAACGUAUAAAAUAACCAAUCAGUUGUUAAAACAGAUCUCUGAUCAUCGUCAAAUUUAG